Messenger RNA from Zasmidium cellare ATCC 36951, 690 nucleotides. RefSeq lists its product as uncharacterized. NCBI's taxonomy places the organism in Eukaryota, Fungi, Ascomycota, Dothideomycetes, Mycosphaerellales, Mycosphaerellaceae. The coding region runs from base 1 to 690 and encodes 229 amino acids. Gene Ontology annotation, cellular component: TRAPPIII protein complex; TRAPPII protein complex; TRAPPI protein complex. The record is from RefSeq and is a predicted model, not a curated record. The transcript has a single exon. Gene Ontology annotation, biological process: endoplasmic reticulum to Golgi vesicle-mediated transport.
AUGCCAGGCAUGAGCGGUCCGCCUCCAGUUCCUCAGCAAGAGGCCAACCACGCGCCAAUUCCCCAAGCCAAACCAUUCGUGUCAUCACUGCGAUACCCCUCCAGCAGAAAGACCAUCUACGACCGCAACCUCAACCGAACGAAGACCACCGAGAUCUCGCUCGCCUCCUUUUCAUACCUCUUCAACAGCCUCAUCACCUACCACCAUGCCAAGUCCGGCUCCGUCAGCGAGAUCGAGACCAGGCUCAAUCGUGCGGGAUAUCCUAUAGGCAUCAAAAUGCUCGACUUGCUGCUUUAUCGCCAACCUUCACGAACGGCCGCACGACCGACACGAAUGCUCGAUUUGCUACAGUUCAUUCAUGGGACCUUAUGGCGAGCACUGUUCAACCGGAGCGCAAGUGCGUUGGAGCAGAGCAAUACGAAGAAGAACGAGUACAUGAUUAUCGACAAUGAGCCACUGGUCAACACAUUCAUAAGCAUACCAAAGGAAAUGAGCCAGCUCAACUGCGCUGCGUUCAUUGCUGGCAUCAUUGAGGGCAUGUGUGAUGCUGCGGGCUUCAGUACCGAUGGAGUUACGGCACAUUGGGCUGGAGAGGGCGACGAGAUGUGGCCGGGCAAGACCAUCUUCUUGCUGAGGUUCAAGGACAGCGUGGUGGAGAGGGAAGAAGCAAUCAAAGCGGGGGGAGGUUAA